AUGAUUGAAGACGCAACCAAAGAAGAGAAGAAGGAAGAUAAAACAACCAAAAAGAAGCCCUUCAUCACUGAAUCUAAAGCCACACCUGCUCCAUUUCCCGAAAGAUUAAAGAGCACGAAGAAAGAACGGGAGGAGAGUGAGAUCAUGCGAAUAUUAAACAAGUUUCAAAUCAACAUCCCACUCCUCGAGGCCAUCAAGCAGGUUCCUAGAUAUGAAAGGUUCCUUAAGGAUCUUUGUGUAUCUAAAAAAAAUAAAAGGAAACCAAACUAUAACAGUCGGGGAAAACGUAUCCGCGAUUUUGCAAAAGAGGAUGCCCCAAAGUGCAAGGAUCCCAGUUUGUUUACUGUGCCUUGCAAAUUGGGGAAUCUUGAUGUACCUCGAGCCAUGCUUGAUCUAGGAACAUUAAGCAAAACCGGUGUGAUCAUCCAACUUGCUGACCGGUCAAUCGUACACCCAAACGGUGUACUAGAAGACGUGUUAGUGCAAAUCAAUGAAUUUGUUUUCCCAACUUAUUUUUAUGUUUUAGAUAUGGGAGAUGAUGACUCUCCAAUUUCAAGUUCUAUACUUUUGGGUAGACCUUUUCUUAAAACUUCUAUAACAAAAAUUGAUGUCUACAACGAAACUUUAACUAUGGAAUUUGAUGAGUUAGUUUUGUCACGAAAACUAGACAGGAACAAAGCCAAAGAACUUGCAAAGGAGUUCGAUAUAAAUAAUGAGGUGUUGGAGAUUUUAGAGUUUAUUGAUGACAAGAAGCAUAUGUGGAUUGAUGAAAUGAAGUCCACGCCACCUACAACCAAAGUCAAACCCCUUCCACCGGUGGAACAAGCACAAGAUUCAGGAUCAAAAACUCUACCAGAACCUUUAAAGAAUAUACAUAUCGAGAAGGAGGGCACCCAACCGGUCAUCAACUCAAAUAAACUAUCAAAGAAGGAAGAGAAUGAGUUGAUAAUCAUGUUGAAUAAAUACCAAAUAAGGACUGAGUGGACAAUCUCUGAUAUUAAGGAUUUAAGUCCUUUUUGGUUUGUGCGCAAAAAGAAAGCCAAAGGAAGGUUGUAA
Lactuca sativa (garden lettuce) is the source of this 1056-nucleotide messenger RNA. RefSeq lists its product as uncharacterized. Lineage: Eukaryota; Viridiplantae; Streptophyta; Magnoliopsida; Asterales; Asteraceae. The record is from RefSeq and is a predicted model, not a curated record.